AGCUGGCAACCAUUCAUUCACAACGUAGAAGAAGCAUCAUCGUUUCCAUUUUUGUUUUAGUUCUUUCAACGAGAAACUCGUUGAAAUAUUUCUAAUUAAAAACUAAGCCCUAAGAACAGCCAAGAAUAAUUGUAAACAUGUGGGAUGGACCGGGACCUCGGGGAAGACCACCCUUCCGUGGUGAUCACCGUGGAGAGAUGUUUUGGGGUCGAGAUCGUCCAAUGCCUGAUUAUAGAGAUGGCAUGAACAUGGGCCAUAGGGGCCCUAGACCACUUGAUUUUCCACCUAUGGACCAGCGAAGGAUGGAUGGUUUUCCCAUGAGAGGUCAUGAUAUGGCUCCAGGUGAUAUGCGAGGAAGAGGUCCAAACAGAGAUUUCUUCAUGCCCAGGAACGAUCAAGACUUCCAUCCUAGGAGGCAUGUUGAAAUUUCCAUUAGAGACCAAAUUGUUGAUAAUCCUGGUUUUCGUGGGCCAGGCAGGGAUUUAGGAGGGAGGGGUAUGCCUCCAUGGGAACCACACAACAGAUUUUCAAACAUGAGGGACAGAGAAAUAUUCCAUAAUGACAUGAACCGCUUUGACAGGCCUGAUAUUGAUGGAAGAAGAGGCUUUCCCAUGGAUCGAAUGGAACGAGAUGAUGGAUUUAGGGACAUGCCUGACAGGCACCCAGGGGGUAUUGGUGAUGCUGAUCGCUAUGAGAUGGACUUACCGCCACAUGAAAGGAGACUCAUGGAUAAUGAUGGAAGAGAAGGGCCACCGUUCAACCCAAGAGGUAAAUUUGAAUCUGAUAUGGACUUCAGGAAUCGGCCUGGACCAGCUGUCGACUUCAGAGAUAGGGACCGUUCUCCUUUAAGAUUUGGUCCAGGUGAGUUCCCUCCAGCUGAACGGGAAAGAUUAGACAUGGCCCCAGAUGUUCUUGGUCGGAGGCCAGAGUUUAAGGGUCCAGGAGACACUGUUGGAUGUAGAGAUUACCCCGAUGCAAGCGGUAGCCCCCUAAUGGAUUAUCGAAGUGGUGAGGAGAUGACUCUCGCCGAAGAAUGGAAGAGCCGUCAAAAGGACAAGAAUCCUUUUUUGGGGAAAGAUUUGAAAGGUGGACCUGAUACUAGUUUCCCUGUUGGUCUCGGCAGCAAUGUGAAUGUGAGGGACCCACCACCGUUUCAAAAGCGGGACCACUUUCCUUCAAUAGACCCCCCAAUACCUGGCAAGAAGGGUCCACAGGAUCAUCUGAUGCCAGAAACAAACCCUCUAACAGGUCGUUGCAGUAGAAACGAUAAAGAAUGGUCCAGAGAAAGGGAUCCGAAGUAUAUCCAGAAUAAAAUGAGUCAUGAUGAAAGGGUCCCAUACCUUGAAGAACAAAAUAAACCUUCACGUGAGAUUAAGGAGCCAAGUGAUUCUUUUAGAAAGAUUAAAGACGGCCCACCUGAACAAAUACCUUUUAGGGAAAAAUUAGGGGAGGAAGAGGAUUACCAAAGCAACAGCACAAUUCAAGCAAAAGAUCAGGACUACAGGGACAUAGAUUACAGAACAGCAUCAAGAAGGGUGUUUGAUUACAAACACGAAGAACUUCCUCCCACGGAAAAAUUUGUAAAGGACCCUAAUCCAAUUACACCUUCAAAAUUCACAGAUUCUGGUUCCCAGGAUCGAGAUUACAGGAAUGCAUCAGUGAAGGACAAAGUUUCGAAUAUUAUAUCCAUAAGUGGUAUUCCAAAGACUGACUCAGUGGAUCAGAUUCUUGGAGCCUUUGCAGUCCGUGAUGGCGUACCGAUGCAGGGGAUAAAAAUCCAAAAUGUUGUGCCAGGUUACAGCUACGAUAUGGCCUAUGUGGAGUUUUUAAACCUCGAGGAUGCAGUCCACUUCAUGGAGUCCAACAAGGGAUCCAUAAAGGUUGGCACUAGAACAUCUGCUAUGGAGUACGUCCAGCCAAAUGAGUGUGAAAGAGUUCUUCUUGAACCAGAUCACAGAGGACCUCCAACCCUGGACUCACAUUUACCCCCAUCAGACAAGCCUUUAGAUAAUCUGAGGACCAACCAAAACACCAAAGGUCCUGUAGAGGAGCUAACUCAGUUUCAGCGUAACACUGACCUGACCCCAGAGGCGUGGCAGCAGCAGGUCGACCAGCAGCACCAACAAGAACAACCUGAGCUUCCAGGAGAGUCGUCACAUAACCGCAACCCACUUCACAUGUCAGACCACCUCAAGUCUGUAUUCAAAGACAGCAAAACGAUGAUAAUCAAGAAUGUGAAACCCACCACCACAGUAGAGACCAUCCUAAAAGCUUUGGAUCCAUUUGCGUAUCUGGAUGAGAGAAACGUUCGUUUAGUGAAGGGAAAGCCCCCUGGAACAAAGUGCUUCUGCUUUGUCGACAUGGACUCCCACGAGCAAGUAAGGCGUUUGGUGGAGCUUAUCACCAAACCCAGACCGCUGUGUAUCGAUGGAGUCAGAGUCCAUGCUGAAAUCGCAAGACCUCUCAAGAACCAGAAUUUGAAACGAGAUUAUGAUGCACCAAACCUUUCAAUGGCUGGGCAUCCAUCUGAAGACACCAUGACAGGAACUGGUGUUUUAUUACAGCAGCCGUUCCCACCACCUCCACAGUACUUGCAUCCUCUACUGCUUCCUAUGGUUGGCGUUCCUGCAACAGAUGUUGCAAUGCAAGGAGAUUUAAUGAAUAUCAGCAUGAAUCCUGCUACUUCGUCAGACCCCAGCCUUAGUCUGGGAAUGGACUAUAAUAAAACUGCUACUGCAGCCCCAGCACUCCAAACUGGUGGACUUCAUGUUCCCACAGAUUCAGCUGAAAUGCAGCCCCCACCAGAAGGAUCACAGACUUACAUUUAUGGUUCUGAAACUCCAGACACGUCCAGUUACUUGUAUGAUUCAACAUCAGGCUUCUACUACGAUCCGGAGACGACACUGUACUACGAUCCAAACUCAAGGUAUUUCUACAACGCUCAAACCCAGGAGUACCUGUAUUGGGAUGGAACAUCAAAAACCUACAUCCCAGUUCCAGGAGGGAAUUCUGCAGGUUCCCACCCAGCUCCCACCAUGACUGCAGAAGAUCAAGCCAUUCUCUCCAACCCGGCUGCAGAUGCCCCAUUAGAGAUGAAGAAACCUUCAGCACCUCCCCAGGCUUCUGCUGCCCCUGAUGCUGGUUCUGCAGAUGGCUCUGAUGGAUCCGUCCAAUCUCUCUCUGUCAUUCCCGAGAGAAAGGAAGAUGAGGACUCUCCGAAAAAAGACAAGGACGGCAAAGACGAGAAACCGAGAAGUCUCGCUGCUGUUAAGAUAAUGAAAGAUAUGGAGCGCUGGGCAAAGAUCCAGAAUCGUCAGAAAGAAACGGUGCGUUCUCCAUCUCCUGUCCUGAAGUCUGGAGUUGACGAUGAGAAGAGGCAGUCGAAGUCAGCGGAUGCUGCUUUUGCUAUUUUUGAGAGGAAGAUCACAGGUGCUGAUGAUCUUUUUAAGAAGCCUCUUGCUCCUGUCAAGAAAGAUGAAAAAUCUAAACGUCCAAUGGGCUCGUUGGGUCUGCUGGCGUCAGACUACGGAGCUGGAAGCGAUGAAGAGGUGGAAGAAGACAAGGAGGAGGCAAUUAAAAGCACUCCGAAGAGCCAGCCGGAGGAGAAGGACAGACUUACGGACUGGAAGAAAAUGGCAUGUCUGCUGUGCAGGAGACAGUUCCCCAACAAAGACGCUCUAAUCCGCCACCAGCAGCUCUCUGAUCUCCAUAAACAAAACAUGGAGAUUCACCUCAAGAUCAAGAGGUCGAAAAAGGAGCUGGAAGCUUUGGAAAACCAGGAGAAGCAGGUCGGUAUUUGUCAACUAAGCACCAGAGAAUCUUCCAGAUCGCCAGAACAGAAAAGACGGAAACAGCAUCACCAACAGCAGCAACAACAUGGCAACUGGGCUGGAAGCUCAAGGGACACAAACAAAGCUAGUGAGAGGCCAGGUUUAGGCGCUGAACCUGUCCAACAGAAAAGAAAAACCCAGUCCCCAUCCUGGGACCACAACACCUACAAGCAGGCAGUACGCAAAGCCAUGUUUGCACGGUUUAAGGAACUUGAGUGAUCUCUUCUGAAUAAACAUUCAUUUUAAAAUGUGAACUGCUUGAUGACGACCACCUCUGCUUGAGAAAUUGCGUAGACUCUAUGAGCAUGUGUUUACUAUGGGACAUCAUUUCUCAGUUUGUGAUGUGAAACGCUGAGAUAAAUAAACAAAAGACUCAACAAAACUGAUCUAAAUGAUUAAAAAGUUUUCCCCUGCAAUGGAUUUUGUACAGAAAAAAACAUAUUGAUUUUUGUGCCAUGUAUAUUUGAGAAGCCUGCUUUUUUAUACUUUCACACUAGCCACAGAUUAAUCUGAUUUAUUUUUUAUUUGGUAAAAUUGCUAUAUGUGCUCAUGUAAAGUAAACUGUAAAGAUCAGUGUCUCUUGGUGUACGUUUGUAAAGUUAUUAGCUUACCACUAGGUGGCACAAUAUCAUUCUUCCUUGUUUUGAUCAUUCAUGGAAUGCAGCGGUUCAGAUUGUUCCAAAAAAUGUAUGUUUUCCUUUGAAGAAAAAUACUUCUGAACCAUGUGUUUUAAUCAGGAUUUUGUCUCCUGAACAUUUUUUUCGGUAAAUAAACUUGAAUAUCCCACCA
Xiphophorus hellerii (green swordtail) is the source of this 4619-nucleotide messenger RNA. RefSeq names its product RNA binding motif protein 6 (gene rbm6). Gene Ontology annotation, molecular function: RNA binding. Gene Ontology annotation, biological process: mRNA splicing, via spliceosome. Lineage: Eukaryota; Metazoa; Chordata; Actinopteri; Cyprinodontiformes; Poeciliidae. The transcript has 22 exons. The coding region runs from base 138 to 4049 and encodes 1303 amino acids. Gene Ontology annotation, cellular component: nucleus. The record is from RefSeq and is a predicted model, not a curated record.